Messenger RNA from Desarmillaria tabescens, 693 nucleotides. Its product is annotated as ammonium transporter AmtB-like domain-containing protein. Bases 1 to 693 code for a protein of 230 amino acids. Gene Ontology annotation, cellular component: plasma membrane. The transcript has 6 exons. Lineage: Eukaryota; Fungi; Basidiomycota; Agaricomycetes; Agaricales; Physalacriaceae. The record is from RefSeq and is a predicted model, not a curated record. Gene Ontology annotation, molecular function: ammonium channel activity. Gene Ontology annotation, biological process: ammonium transmembrane transport.
AUGUCUCACUUCCAUACUCUCCCGUUUAGUGAAACAGGGAGCGCAUUCAUCGGAGACCUCAAAUACUUCAGCCUAAAAGGCGUCUUCUCUGCCCCCUCAAUGGGCUCCACCUGCCUCCCGGCCCUCAUCUUCUGCCCCUACCAACUCAUGUUCACUGCUGCCACACCCAUGAUUGCACUUGGUGCCCUUGCUGAACAUGGAAGUGUGUAUCUUGGGAAGAGGAAGGGGUGGGGAACAGAGAGGGUUAUGUAUAAGCCACAUAAUGCAACGUAUGUUGUGCUUAGAGUUGUGUUUCUGUGGUUUGGAUGGUUUGGAUUCAACGGCGGGAGUGGCCUCACUUGGAUGCUGUGGGACUACUGCCUUGAGCGAAAAUGGUCUGUCAUUGGGUUCUGCUCUGGUGCUAUUGCUGGUUUAGUCGCCAUUACACUCACGUCUGGGGUACAGCUUGCAGAUAGUGUUACGGGUGUUGCGUAUACGUUUGUGGUGACUAGUGUUAUAUUGUGGGUUAUGCAUUGGAUCUCGGGGUGUCAGUUACAUGGCUCGGAGGAGGCAGAGGUGAGCAGGCUGGAUGAGUGGGAUAUGGGAGAGUUUGCAUAUGAUUAUGUUGGGUUUGAGAAGGGGAGUGAUACUGAUAGUGUGAGUGGCAGUUUGGGGGAGAAGGGGGUUGAGGUGAGUGCGGUACCGGCGUAUUAG